Molecule: messenger RNA, 1310 nt
Organism: Phalaenopsis equestris
Lineage: Eukaryota; Viridiplantae; Streptophyta; Magnoliopsida; Asparagales; Orchidaceae
Product: monoacylglycerol lipase abhd6-A
Exons: 5
Coding region: 86-1132 (348 amino acids)
Molecular function (GO): catalytic activity
Source: RefSeq, a predicted model, not a curated record
UUCGCAACCUCGUGUCGUCCCCGCAACUAAAACCACCUUACCCCAGCCUCAGUUUCCGGCAACCUCGCCGCCGGGAUCCGCCACAAUGUCGCUGCCUCUUUCUUCCUGCCUGAGCUUCACCUCCUACCGCGACUGGUGCUACCAUCGCUCCUUCCUCUCCGCCGGGCUCUGUCCCACCAUCCUCCACCUCCAGGCAGAUCAAUCCACCAUCUGCUGCUGGACCCCUCGAAAUCCUAACCCAGAAACCCGCCCCUCAAUUCUCCUACUGCACGGCUUCGGCGCCAACGCUACCUGGCAAUGGUCCUCCUAUCUCCGUCCCCUCCUCCACGCUGGCUUCGAUCUCUACGUGCCCGACCUCCUCUUCUUCGGGGGAUCCUCCACCUCCCGAUCGGAUCGCAGCGAGACCUUUCAAGCCGAGUGCGUCAUGGCGGCCAUGGAGGCGAUUGGGGUGAAUAGGAUCCGGGCGGUGGUUGGGGUUAGCUAUGGAGGGUUUGUGGGGUAUCGGAUUGCGGCGAUGUUUGAAGCGAUGGUGGAGAAGGUGGUGUUAAUCUCUGCCGGGGUGUGUUUGGAGGAAAAGGAUGUGAAGGAAGGGAUGUUUGUGGUGGAUGAUCCGGAGGAGGCGGUAAGCAUUUUGUUGCCGCAGAAUCCGGAGAGGCUUCGGCAGCUUAUUCGACUCUCGCAUUGCCGGCCACCGCCGGCUCUGCCGGCUUGCUUUUUGUCGGAUUUUAUACAUGUAAUGUGCACGGAUUAUGUGGAUGAGAAGAGGGAAUUAAUCUUCGCUUUAAUCAGGGACAGAAAACUUUCAGAUCUUCCAAAGAUUUCUCAGCCAACCCUGAUUAUAUGGGGAGAGAAAGAUCAGAUAUUUCCGUUGGAGUUGGGGUACAGAUUGAAAAAGCAUUUAGGGGAGAACUCCCAGCUUGAAGUCAUCCAGAACGCAGGUCAUGCUGUUAAUCUCGAGAAGCCAAAGGAACUGUGCAAACUCUUGAAAGCAUUUCUCUUAGAUUCAUCCAAACAAGAAUAUAGAAAGCAGAAGGCUACAAAAUGGUAUUAUGCAACUAAAUAUGCGGGUGAGGGUGUGAAGAAAUUUGCUGUUCAUCUUCCUUUGUUGUCUGGACAGCGAGGAAAGGCUUGAAGAGAUUGCUUGUUGCUGCUGCAUAUUCUUAUAUACUUAUAAUCCAUUUAUAUUUUAUAAUAUUUAAUUAUAUAAAAUAUGAUACAUGUAAUGUUAUAUGAUAUGGGCCGGACAUGGGGCAACAAGCCAUAACUCAUUUGUUUGAUUUAUACAUAGAUAAUGUAUUUAAAAGAUGCUA